AUGGCUUCAGCAUCUCACUCGUCAUUAUCAGCAACAGAAAUCAAACAUCAUUGUCUUCCAAAUAAUAAUGACUUUCACCGUUUACUUCAAUCUGGUUUGAUCGAUGAAAUGGUUGCAUUUCUUGGAGAACAUGAACAUCGGAAAGGACACAAUUAUCGAAUCAAUAAAAUUCGUCUUCAUUCUUCCGAUGAGGAUGACGAUGACGAAGACGAAGACGAGUCAUCUACAAAAAAGUUUAAACCAAACACACUUCUACAAUGUGAUUCUGCAACACAGACUCAAUCUGAUACAACAUGA
Molecule: messenger RNA, 297 nt
Organism: Adineta ricciae
Lineage: Eukaryota; Metazoa; Rotifera; Eurotatoria; Adinetida; Adinetidae
Source: the annotation of a GenBank genome assembly